AUGUCAAACGACGCUACAGACGCAGAAGCCCUUGAUGCGAGCUCCAGCGUUACCGCGCCUCUACUGUCGGAGGAAGGCAGUGACGCCAAGGACCCCCACGAAGGCUGCUGCACAGAGCGCUUUGAACACCGAGGGAGUGGCUGGAGCUAUCGAGACGACGAGCUCAGUCUCAGCAACAACAACAACAACAGCAGCAGCAGCAGCAGCAGCCAGAAUCUGCCCACGGCGAAGUAUACCUGGAAGCAGGCAUCGAGCAACAACCUAGAGCUUGUCAAAAAGUGUAUUGAGGUGCAUGGCGUCCCUGUCGAUUACACAGACGAAGACGGCAACAGCGCACUUCAUUUUGCCGCGCAAGAGGCUUCCAUGGAUGUAUUGCGCUACCUGGUUGAGGAUUGCAAGGCCAGUAUCAAUGUGCGCAGUGGAAAUUUCAAAGCAGCCGCCGUUGUUCUGGGCAAUCUCGGCCCAAAAGAUGGACGCAAUUAUGUUUCUGCUCGACCAUGGUGCCAAUGCCAGCCUGCAGGAUUCGACUGGCAACAGCGCACUUCAUGUCGCGAUUCACUCGGGCUCGGUGCCCAUCACCAUCUAUAUCGCGUGCACUCAGCAUGCAGUGCUGGGACACACAGUCGACAUGGUGGACUUCAAUGGGAUCACGCCGUUGAUCCCGAGCUGGCCGCGCUUCUUAUCAGGCUUGGUGCAGACAUCAACAAGCAGGACUCGCGGGGGCAAACGUCUCUGUACUUUGCGCUGAUCCGCGGCGGCUACUCUGACAUCGAUUUUUUGCUGGAAAAGGGCGCUGACCCGAAUUUGCGCGAGUACGGAAAUGGCGACGCUGCUUCGCCGACAGGGAAUACGGUAUUCGAUCUCGCAGCAAGCAUUGGCUACAAAGCGGAGUUUGAGAAGCAGGUCAAAUGGGCGCAAGAGCGGCGCGCGAUGGCGGAUCCUGGACCAGCAUUCUGCAAUCGGUCAAUUCGCAGAGAGAUAGCGCCUUCACUCAUGGCACUGGGUGGUGUCAGCCUGGCCCUGGUGGCCAUAUCACUAUACCCAUGGUUUGUUGGUGUGUUCAUGGGCAUCGCCAUUCUGGCGGCCAUGCACUUUACAGUGGUCCGGUUUAUUGUUAAGGCGCCCAACAUCCACUAUCUGCAGCAGACACCGUACCUGUCUGCCAUCUUUCCAGACCUCUGCGCUUCUGGUGCUGCUGACUUGGCUUUUCCGGAUUCCUGCCUCUGCAUGUACUACUUUUACCGUGCGCUGCUCCAGUCACCCGGGUUCCUUCCCCGCAACCAUGACAUGCAGUCUGCCGAGCAUGUUGUGCGCGAGCUGGCGCAAAAAAACAUGCUUGACCUGGACCACUUCUGCCGCACCUGUCUGAGCACCCGCCCGCUGCGCUCCAAACACUGUCGCCAGUGCAACCGGUGUGUUGCGCGGUUCGACCACCACUGCCCGUGGACAUACAACUGCGUCGGCGUCAGCAACCAUCAGUACUUUAUGCUGUUCCUGAUCCUGCUGUUUGUGUCUAUAUGCCAAUUCCUGCCUUUGGUCGCGCGGUACCUCAACAUUAUAUACAUCGUGUAUGACCCGAUACCUGGCGAGCCAUGCUACUUGAAUGAUUUCAUGUGCGGGUCGUUCCAAGAGGACUCGUGGACACUGGUCGUAUCUAUCUGGACCACAUUCAACUGCGCCUGGGCCGGUUUCCUGAUGGCCUCGCAGCUAUUCCAAAUCUCAUUCGGGCGCACGACCAACGAGCAGCUGACUGGUUACUCGCGUGUUGCGCCCAAAUCUGGCAAGACAUGUAAGCAUGGUCACGGCCACGGUCAUGGUCACGGCCACAACCAUAGCCAUAGCCAUGGGCACAAUCACGGUGGACACGGCCAGCGGAAUGGUGUUGUUGGCAAGGCUGCAUCGCGCAUUCGCUCGCUGAUUAUUGGUCUUGGUGGGUCGGUUGAGUCCAACGAGGGCACACCAGCUGGAUCCAGCACACCAGCAGCUCGGGGCACCGACCUUGAGGCGCAGGUGCCACGGCCACUCACUGCAACAAAUACCGGGUCAUCUGGGGAGCUGGUGCCAGAUGGGCCCGAUGGGUCAGGCCCGGCAUUCGCACUGCGGACAAUGGAUAAUUUGCGACUACAGAGCGUGAAUGGCGUGUCAGUGAAGAAGGACCCGUACAGUUUUGGUGUGGUGGACAACUGUCUGGGCUUCUGGACAAGGUGA
Messenger RNA from Linderina pennispora, 2208 nucleotides. RefSeq lists its product as uncharacterized. Gene Ontology annotation, cellular component: Golgi membrane. The coding region runs from base 1 to 2208 and encodes 735 amino acids. The record is from RefSeq and is a predicted model, not a curated record. The transcript is spliced from 4 exons. NCBI's taxonomy places the organism in Eukaryota, Fungi, Kickxellomycota, Kickxellomycetes, Kickxellales, Kickxellaceae. Gene Ontology annotation, biological process: protein palmitoylation. Gene Ontology annotation, molecular function: protein binding; palmitoyltransferase activity.